Messenger RNA from Egretta garzetta (little egret), 1212 nucleotides. RefSeq names its product betaine--homocysteine S-methyltransferase 1. The coding region runs from base 1 to 1212 and encodes 403 amino acids. The record is from RefSeq and is a predicted model, not a curated record. The transcript has 8 exons. Lineage: Eukaryota; Metazoa; Chordata; Aves; Pelecaniformes; Ardeidae. Gene Ontology annotation, molecular function: betaine-homocysteine S-methyltransferase activity; zinc ion binding.
AUGGCAUUUGUAGCUAAGGAGUGGGUGAAUGAGGGUAUUCUAGAGCGCUUAGACGCUGGAGAAAUUGUGAUUGGAGAUGGAGGAUUUGUUUUUGCUCUUGAAAAGAGGGGAUAUGUAAAAGCUGGGCCUUGGACUCCUGAAGCAACGGUAGAACACCCAGAAGCAGUUCGUCAGCUUCACCGGGAAUUCCUCAGAGCUGGAUCCAAUGUUCUGCAGACAUUCACCUUUUAUGCCAGUGAGGACAAACUAGAGAACCGGGGCAAUUAUGUAGCUGAGAAAAUAAGUUGCCAGAAAGUGAAUGAAGCUGCUUGUGACAUUGCAAGAGAAGUGGCUAAUGAAGGUGAUGCUUUAGUGGCUGGAGGAGUCAGUCAAACACCAUCAUACUUAAGCUGCAAGGAUAAAGCAGAGGUUAAAGCCGCCUUUCGAAAGCAACUAGAAGUCUUUAUGAAGAAGAAUGUGGACUUCCUCAUUGCAGAGUAUUUUGAACAUGUUGAAGAGGCUGUCUGGGCAGUUGAAGUUUUAAAAGAAUCUGGAAAGCCAGUUGCAGCUACGAUGUGCAUUGGUCCAGAAGGAGAUAUGCAUGGUGUGCCCCCUGGACAAUGUGCAGUCCAGCUGGUCAAAGCUGGUGCUUCUAUUGUUGGAGUCAACUGCCAUUUUGAUCCAGAUACUUGCCUGGAAACUGUGAAACUGAUGAAAGAGGGCUUGCAGUCUGCUAAACUGAAAGCCCACCUGAUGUCUCAACCACUUGCUUUCCAUACACCUGACUGUGGAAAGCAGGGUUUUAUUGAUCUUCCAGAAUUUCCCUUUGGUCUGGAGCCAAGAAUUGUAACCAGAUGGGAUAUUCAAAAAUAUGCAAGAAAGGCUUAUGACUUAGGAAUUCGUUACAUUGGAGGUUGCUGUGGAUUUGAGCCAUAUCAUGUCCGAGCAAUAGCAGAGGAGCUGGCUCCUGAAAGAGGAUUCUUGCCAGAAGCUUCUGAGAAACAUGGUAGCUGGGGCGAUAGCCUGAGCAUGCAUACCAAACCUUGGGUCAGAGCAAGGGCAAGAAAAGAAUACUGGGAUAAUCUGAAACCUGCUUCAGGCAGGCCGUAUUGUCCUUCAAUGUCAAAGCCAGAUGGCUGGGGAGUGACCAAAGGAGCCAGGGAGCUGAUGCAACAGAAAGAAGCAACAAGUGAACAACAGCUGAAGGAGCUCUUCCAGAAACAGAAGUUCUAA